GUAGCAGCUGCUGGAGGACAUCUGAAAUUUACAGUCUCCUAUGACUUCACAGAGGAAGAAGAGGCAUUUCAAUUGAUGGUUCAAUCAGAUGUCAUCAUAGAGGGAGGUGGCUUGAGAAUCAGCUCUCCAAAAGAGGGGAUUCACCUGCAGCCUUCUGAAGAGCACACUGAAGAAAUUGCGCUGAAACCAGAAUCUUUCUCCGUGCAUGGCACUGAUGUUCCAGUCAGCAGGAGGGAAUUCAUGACUAUCCUUGCAAAUGUAAAGAGGAUCCUCAUAAGAGCCACCUACAGCAAUGGGAUGAAUGCCAUCUACAGACUAAGAAGCGUUAGCAUUGAGGUUGCUGACCACACUUCAGCUGGGAGCAAGGUGGCGUCUGCGGUGGAGUUGUGUGACUGUCCCCCAGGGUAUGAUGGCACCUCGUGUGAGUCUUGCUGGCCUCGACACAGACGUGUGAAUGGCACAGUUUUUGGUGGAAUCUGUGCACCAUGUACGUGUUUUGGUCAUGCAGAGUUGUGUGAUGAUAUCACGGGAGAAUGCCUGAUGGCUGGGGAAUAUACUGAAAUAGGCACCCAGGCUUACCCUUUUGCUUUCUUUAACCAGCUUAAACUAGCUGCUUCCCUGGUUGUCUCUGUGACAGAUAUCCUGAGGAAGGGCAGCAGCCUGCCAAAGGACUGCAAACACCACACAGGUGGUUCAUACUGUGAUAGAUGUCUUCCUGGCUUCUAUGGUGAUCCUACUAAAGGAACAGCUGAAGACUGUCAGUUGUGUGCUUGCCCCCUAAACAUACCUUCUAACAAGUGUGCAGAAGGCUAUUUUGGACAACCUCUAAUACCAGGAGGAUCAUGCCAGCCAUGCCAGUGUAAUGACAACCUUGACUUCUCCGUUCCUGGCAGCUGUGACAGCUUGUCUGGUGCUUGCCUGAUAUGUAAGCCAGGUACAACAGGCCAAUAUUGUGAGAGGUGCGCUGAUGGAUAUUUUGGCGAUGCUCUUAACGCAAGGAACUGUCAACCCUGCCACUGUCACGUCAAUGGCUCCUUCUCGCAGAUCUGUGACUCUCGGACAGGCCAGUGUGAGUGUAAAGCCAACGUGAUUGGACGCCGGUGCAACAUCUGCCAGCCCAGCUACUUCUGGGCCCCAGAAAAGCUGUUUUGUAUACCCUGUGGCUGCAGCGCUUUAGGAUCCAUGUCACUGCAGUGUGAUAAGUCAGGAAGAUGUAUCUGCAAAUCAGGAUUCAAGGGCAGACGCUGUGAAAUCAGCAGACAGGUGCCUAAAUUGAAAGAAAAUGCACGAAGCAGUCAGCAGAUCCGAGUCCCCCCUCGGAGAUGGGGCGUCAGCAGUGCCAGUGGGUGCCCACGGGGUGCUUACCGGCCUGCUACUCCGCCUGAAACAUUUGGCUUACAGUCUUCAAGAGGAUGUGUUCCCUGCAACUGCAACUCUUUUGGUUCCAAGUCAUUUGACUGUGAUGGAGAUGGACAGUGUUAUUGCCAGCCUGGAGUGACAGGGAAGAAGUGUGACCGUUGUGCUCAUGGAUUUUACAACUUUGAAGAAGGAGGCUGUACUCCCUGUGAGUGUUCACGUUUUGGUAAUAACUGUGAUCCCAUCAGUGGCCGCUGUAUCUGCCCUCCCAAUACUGUUGGAGAGAUGUGUGACAAGUGUGCACCAAAUUACUGGGGCCAUAACAUUGUCACUGGCUGCAAGCCCUGUGACUGCAGCCUCAUUGGAGCCCUGAGUUCUCAGUGUGACUUACAUACAGGCUGUUGCUUCUGCCGCCCUGAAUUCUCUGGGGAUAAAUGCACUGAAUGCAGGUUGGGUUACUGGAAUUAUCCACAAUGUGUCGGUUGUCAGUGCUUCCUGGCAGGGACUGAACCACAGAGCUGUGAUACAGAAGAGUUGGGGAAGUGCUCAUGCGUUGAUCAGACUGGCCAAUGCAGCUGCAAGGUUAAUGUGGAAGGUGUCCACUGUGACAGGUGCAAGUCUGGUACAUUUGGUCUCUCUGCCAGAAACCCACUUGGCUGCAGCAGUUGCUAUUGCUUUGGCCUGACUACACAGUGCAGCGAGGCAAGGGGGCUGGUUCGCGUGUGGGUGACCUUGAAGCCAGAGCAAAUGAUUCUGCCACUGGUGGAUGAAACGCUUCAGAGCAGCACUCUUUCGGGGAUUGCAUUCCAGCCUCCUGAAAUAGUAGCAGAUAUAGAACAGGUGAUGCAGGAUCUUCGGUCAGAACCUGUUUACUGGAGACUUCCAGAGCAGUUUGAGGGCCGAAAGCUGACUGCUUAUGGAGGGAAACUGAAAUAUGCAAUCUACUUCGAAGCACGAGAAGAGACAGGUUUUACUACUUACUACCCGCAAGUCGUCAUAAGAGGUGGGCCUCCCACCCAUACAAGAAUUAUUGUCCGGCAUAUGGCUGCCCCUCUAAUUGGGCAGCUGACAAGGCAUGAGAUAGAGAUGACAGAGCAUGAAUGGGAAUAUUAUGGUGAUGACCAUAGAGUCAGAAACACUGUGCACUGGGAAUAUUUUCAUGAUGACCCAAGGAUCAACAGGACUGUGUCCCAGGCAGAUUUCACCUGGAAACAUUAUGGAGAUGACUCAAGAGCAAGCAUAGCUGUAUCCCGGGAAGACUUCCUGAAUGUGUUGUAUGAUGUUCAUUACAUUCUUAUUAAGGCUACUCAUGGAAAUAUCAUGAGGCAGAGCAGGAUUUCUGAGAUCUCAAUGGAAGUUGCUGAAGAUGGCAGUGUGUCUGGAAUGACUCCUCAGGCUUACUUGAUUGAGAAAUGUGACUGCCCAUUGGGUUAUUCUGGUUUGUCUUGUGAGUCAUGCUCUCCAGGAUUUUACAGGCUUCCAUCUUCACCCACAGGAAGAAUGCCUGCUCAGUCCUUAGGUGCUUGUGUUGUAUGUCAGUGUCAUGGGCACAGUACUAUGUGUGACCCUGAAACAUCCAUUUGUCAGAAUUGUCAGCACAAUACUGCUGGUCACCACUGUGAGAGAUGUGCACUGGGAUUUUAUGGCAUUGUCCAAGGCUCUCCGGGUGACUGUCAGCCUUGUGCUUGUCCCCUACCCAUUUCUAGUAACAA
Messenger RNA from Eurypyga helias (sunbittern), 3068 nucleotides. Its product is annotated as laminin subunit alpha-2-like. The transcript has 19 exons. The annotation marks the transcript as partial. Gene Ontology annotation, cellular component: basement membrane. The record is from RefSeq and is a predicted model, not a curated record. NCBI's taxonomy places the organism in Eukaryota, Metazoa, Chordata, Aves, Eurypygiformes, Eurypygidae.